AUGCCGGCUGCGCGGUAUAUUCCGCAGGUAAACACGUUAGAUCAAAAGUUACAGAUUCAAAGGAGGCUUGGCGUUUUGAAAUCGCGCAAGUACUUUAAUCUUCUCACGAGGUAUCUCAGUAUGAAACUUACGAAACCUGAUUUUGAUAAGCUCUGCAUAGCGAUUAUUGGGAGAGAAAAUGUACCUCUUCAUAAUCAUUUCCUCAAGUCAAUAUUGAAGAAAGCUUGUCUGUCCAAGGCAGCUCCGCCCAGGCAGAACAUAGCAGAAGGUGAUUUCAAAGUGAAAAUUCCAAAUGGGUGUAACGAGCUUCCGCCUCUAGGCAAGAACUCUCGAAAGUGUAGGACUCCAAAUUUGCAUGACCGCAGAUUUAGAGUCCAUCCUAGUCCCCCUGGUCCUCAUGGGAAGAAUGGCAGCAUUGGUUUGGAGAAUUCAACUCCUAAAAUUCAAGAGCACCAAAUGGUACAUCCUGUAGGAAAUAGCCUUCAUGUGUCUGUGGAACAUAGGGAAGAGGUUAAUCCUGAUUCUGAAAGGCUGGCCAUUAAUAGAAGGAGUCCUAUACGAUCACCUCUUGGUCCUCAUGGGAAGAACAACAGCACUGGAUUUGAGAAUUCAACUCCUAAAGUUCAAGAGCACCACAUGGAUACAGAUCUACAUCCUGUAACAAACGGGUUUCAUGGGUCCGUGGAACAUAGGGAAGAGGUUAAUCGGGAUUCUGAAGGGCUGGCCAUUAAUAGAAGGACUCCUAUGCAAGCACCUCUUGGUCCUCAUGUGAUGAACAACAGCACUGGAUUUGAGAAUUCAACUCCUAAAGUUCAAGAGCACCACAUGGAUACAGAUCUACAUCCUGUAGGAAAUGGGUUUCAUGUGUUUGUGCAACAUAAGGAAGAGGUUAUUCGGGAUUCUGAAAGGCUGGCCAUUAAUAGGAGGACUGCUAUGCAAGCGCCUCUUGGUCCAAAUGGGAAGAACAACAGCACUGGAUUUGAGAAUUCAACUCCUAAAUUUCAAGAGCACCAAAUGGAUACAGAUCUACAUCCUGUAGGAAAUGGGUUUCAUGCGUCUGUGGAACAUAGAAAAGAGGCUAUUCGGGAUUCUGUAUGGCUGGCCAUUAAUAGGAGGAUUCCUAUGCAAGCGCCUCUUGGUCCAAAUGGGAAGAACAACAGCAGCACUGGAUUUGGGAAUUCAACUCCUAAAUUUCAAGAGCACCAAAUGGAUACAGAUCUACAUCCUGGAGGAAAUGGGUUUCAUGCGUCUGUGGAACAUAAGGAAGAGGUUAUUCAGGAUUCUGCAAUGCUGGCCAUUAUUAGGAGGACUCCUAUGCAAGCACCUCUUGGUCCAAAUGGGAAGAACAACAGCACUGGAUUUGAGAAUUCAACUCCUAAAGUUCAAGAGCACCAGAUGGAUACAGAUCUACAUCCUAUAAGAAACGGGUCUCAUGUGUCUGUGGAACAUAGAAAAGAGGUUAUUCCGGUUUCUGCAAUGCUGGCCAUGAAUAUGGCUCCUAUACGAGCACCUCUUGGUCUUCAUACCUAUGAUAAUAUGGCUCCUAUACAAUCUGGUAUUGUCACUGAUACCUGUCAAAGUAUUGGUCAUUUACCUGAUACACAUUCUUUGAUGAAAAGGGUGGAGCGUAACUUGGAAACUGUGGGGUGUAACAUCUCAGAAGAUGCAGCCAAUGCAUUGAAUACUGCGCUUGAUGUUUACCUCAAAAGAAUGAUAAAACCGUGUUUGGAUACAGUGGCUUCUGUAAAUAAUUUUAGUAGUCAAAUCCAACCUGGUAUGAAUGAGUUUCCACGAAAUAGGCGUGUGCAAAAGUCAAUUGGAUCUGCUUCUGCAUCAAUCUCCGACUUUAGGACAGCAAUGGAGUUGAAUCCUACCAUACUAGGGGAAGAUUGGCCUCUACAUUUUGAGAGGACUUGCUUUCUUGAAUUUGAAAAAUGA
This is a messenger RNA of Vicia faba (fava bean), 1938 nucleotides long. The record is from the annotation of a GenBank genome assembly. Lineage: Eukaryota; Viridiplantae; Streptophyta; Magnoliopsida; Fabales; Fabaceae.